AUGUAUUCACCAAAACGAAAGUUAUCUUGCGAAGAACAAUUAAAUAAUGAUAAACAAGGCAAUAUAUCAUCAAAUGUCAAUAAUAGUUAUUCAGACGUCGAUUCACCUGCACCUAGUUAUGCACUUAUUGAAGCAGAUUCAAAUGAAUUAGAACAAAUUAUUGAUUUACUUCGACAAUUUUUUCCAAAAACAAAAAUUCAUGAUUAUAAUCAUUCAUUACAAACAACUAAAUUACGAGAACAACAACAACAAGUACAAACAUCUAUUACAAAAAAUUUUGCGUCUCAAUUUUUAAUACCUUCAUUCGAUAGUGAUAGUAAUAAUGAACAAGUGUCAUCAAAUUCAAAUUCACAAAUAUUCAAAGGUAAAGUAAAAAAUUAUUUACAACGUCGUUAUUUACAACAAACUGGUGAAAAUCAAUCUGAUAAAGAAUUCUUCACAAAAUCUCCUAGUGAUUAUAGUCAUUCAUUGAAUUUAUCAUCAUCAUCAUCAUCUUCAACAAUUAAUAAGCCUUCAAAAACUUUUAAAUCUCAUUCAUUUGAUUCAUCAUCAGUUUUACCAAAAGAUCAAAUUAAAAUCGAACGUUCACCAAGUAAACGAGGUUUACUACAACAUUAUACAACUAUUGAUCUAGAUGAUACAUCAAAUGAUGCACAAAAAAUUAAAUUUAGUAUUGAUCAACCUGAUGAUGAUGAUAAUGAAGAGGAAAUAGAAGACGAAGAAGAUGAAGGAAAAUCCUCUUCACAUUCAUCUACCAACAAACAAACAGAUAAUAAAAAAAAUCAUUUUCUUCUACCAUAUCAUCAUUCUUUUGAAUAUGAACAAAAUCUAAAAACAUCACCCUAUCCUAGUGGAAUGCAAUUACCACUUACACCUUAUUCAAUAUCAAGUGAUCCUGGUCCAUAUCAUUCACCAUGGUUUAAUACCCCAACUUCUCCUAUGAAUUUUCGUUUUCCUCAAACUCAAGAACAACUUCAUGUUAAUGCACAAGGAACUAUUGCUCAAUUAUCAUCAUUAACAAAAAUGUUAUGUGAUGAACCAAGUGUUUUUACACCCAUUAGUCCAAGAUUCAAAACAGAGAAAUGUUAUUCACAUACUUCUAGAGAUUCAUCAGUAGUCCCGCCUUGUCAGAUUUGUCGACAAGAAUUUAAUUCACAUCAAAUGUACUUAACUCAUUAUCGUACUCAUCUUGAGGGUUCAAGUGAAAAUAACCAAUCAGAUAUUUUUGAUUCCGAUAUAAAUUGUGAUCGUUCAAGUGAUUUACGCAAUUAUGUAUGUAAAAUAUGUUCAAAACGUUUUUCUCGAAGUGAUAUGUUAAAUCGACAUUUACGUUCACAUUCUGGUAUACGUCCUUAUCGUUGUACAAUGUGUAAUACAUAUUUUUCACGUAGUGAUCAUUUAUCAACUCAUUUACGUACACAUACAGGUGAAAAACCUUAUACAUGUCCACAAUGUUCAUAUACAGCAUGUCGACGAGAUAUGAUAACAAGACAUUUAAAAAUUCAUAUGAAACAGCAACGAUCAGAAAGAAAAAAUGCUACAUCAUCCUUUGCUUUAAGUAACGAAUUUUAA
Adineta steineri is the source of this 1572-nucleotide messenger RNA. The record is from the annotation of a GenBank genome assembly. Lineage: Eukaryota; Metazoa; Rotifera; Eurotatoria; Adinetida; Adinetidae.